Messenger RNA from Monoraphidium neglectum, 2580 nucleotides. RefSeq names its product pyruvate kinase. NCBI's taxonomy places the organism in Eukaryota, Viridiplantae, Chlorophyta, Chlorophyceae, Sphaeropleales, Selenastraceae. The coding region runs from base 1 to 2580 and encodes 859 amino acids. Gene Ontology annotation, cellular component: cytoplasm. Gene Ontology annotation, molecular function: magnesium ion binding; potassium ion binding; pyruvate kinase activity. Gene Ontology annotation, biological process: glycolytic process. The record is from RefSeq and is a predicted model, not a curated record. The transcript has 21 exons.
AUGAUGCUGGACACCAAGGGCCCCGAGAUCAGGACGGCCAUGCUCAGGGACCACAAGAACAUCCAGAUCGACAAGGGCCAGGAGGUCAAGGUGGUGGCUGUGGGCGCGGCCUACACCGAGUUCGAGGGCUUCAAGGACGAGGCCACUGGGGAGACCGUCAUCGGCCUCAGCUACGCCUCACUCUGCCAGCACGUCAAGCCGGGGGGCCGCAUCCUGAUGGCUGACGGCUCCCUGGCCAUUGAGGUUCGCAAGAUUCUGAGCGACACAGAGCUGGCAGGCGUGGCCCUGAACUCCAAGAGCCUGGGCGAGCGCAAGAAUUGCAACCUGCCGGGGGUGCACGUCGACCUGCCCGUGCUGGGGGAGAAGGACGUGGACGACGUGCAGGCCUUUGCUUGCAAGUUUGGCAUGGACCUGAUUGCUGUGAGCUUCGUGCAGAGCGCAGACGAUGUCAAGUUCGUGCGCAAGACACUCGACGACGCGGGGGGUCAGGGCAUCAAGAUCAUCUCGAAGAUCGAGAGCUGGCACGGCCUGAUCAACUACGACGAGAUCCUGGCUGUCAGCGACGGCAUCAUGAUUGCCAGGGGUGAUCUGGCUAUGGAGGUGCCGAGCGAGAAGGUGGCACUGGCUCAGAAGAUGAUGACUACUAAGGCUAACAUUGCCGGGAAGUUCGUCGUAACGGCCACCCAGAUGCUGGAGUCGAUGACGUCCAACCCCCUGCCAACGCGCGCCGAGAUGACUGACGUGGCCAAUGCGGUGUUUGACGGCACUGACGCCGUCAUGCUGUCGGGCGAGACCGCUGGCGGCAAGUUCCCCAUCAAGGCGGUCGAGACGAUGGCCGCCAUCGUGGCCAACGCAGAGGUCGGCGUGAACUCCUACCAGACGCUGUCCUUCAUCCGCGAGUUCACAGACCGCCCGAUGACGACGCUGGAGGCGUCCGCGGGCUGUGCGGCCAAGAGCGUGCUGGACGUGGACGCGGGGCUGGUGGUGCUGGCCAGCAGGGACCCGGCCUACGUGCGCUACGUCUGCAAGUACAGGCCACGGGUCCCCGUGCUGGUGGUGACCGACAGCCCCGCCGUCGCGCGCGCCUGCGCCCCCACCUACGCCGCGGUGCCCUACAUCGCGGACUCGAUGCCCAGCGGGCGCCGCACCUUUGAGGGGGAGAUGAUGCUGGAGCGCGCCGUGGUGUGGGCGGUGCAGGCGGGGCUGUGCCCUGCGGGGCAUGAGGUCGUCGUCAUCGAGGGCGUCGACGUGGGGCAGCACCGCUGCACCCCAAACAUCUCCAUCAAGGUCGCGCCGGGCCGCGCCGACAAGUACGUCAGCCCCAAGGGCAGCGCCUGGUACGCCAAGACCGUCAGCCUGCGCUCCACGGCCAUCUCCCUCGAGAACAUCCUGGACGUCCACCAGCACAGCGCCCGCAAGACCAAGAUUGUGUGCACCCUGGGCCCCGCCUGCUGGAGCCAAGAGGGCCUGUCUGCGCUGCUGGACGCGGGCAUGAACGUGGCGCGCUUCAACUUCAGCCAUGGCUCGCAGGAGAGCCACAAGGAGGUGCUGGACCGGCUGCGCGCCGUGGCCGCCCUGAAGGGCCGCAACAUCGCCUACCUGCUGGACACCAAGGGGCCGGAGAUCAGGACCGCGAUGCUCAAGGGCGGCAAGAACCUGGAGCUGCAGGCGGACCAGCGGGUGGUGCUGGAGGCAGUGGGCCCUGACUACCAGACGUGGGAGGGCGGCCUGGACUCGGACGGGGUGGCCCACAUCGGCAUCAGCUACGACAAGCUGUGCCAGAGCCUCAAGCCAGGAAACAUUAUCAAGGUGUCCGAUGGCACCCUGAGCAUCGUGGUGGAGGAGAUCCUGGGUGACAAGCAGCUGUGCGGCAGGUGCCUCAACGCCAAGAGCCUGGGCCAGACCAAGAACGUCAAUCUGCCGGGGGUCCACGUCGACAUGCUCGUCCUCACCGAGAAAGACGUGGACGACCUGGUCAACUUUGCUGUGCGCCACCGCCUGGACUACGUGGCAGCCAGCUUCGUGCAGAGCGGCGACGACGUCAGGUUCAUCCGGAAGGUCCUGGACAACAGCGGGGGCGCGUUCGUGCGCAUCAUAUCCAAGAUCGAGAACGAGGCCGGCCUGGAGCACUUUGACGACAUCCUGCGGGAGACGGACGGCAUCAUGGUGGCGCGCGGCGACCUGGCCAUGGAGGUGCCGAGCGAGAAGGUGGCACUGGCCCAGAAGAUGAUGAUCACAAAGGCCAACAUUGCCGGGAAGUUCGUCGUCACAGCCACCCAGAUGCUGGAGUCGAUGACGUCCAACCCCCUGCCGACGCGUGCCGAGAUGACUGACGUGGCCAACGCCGUGUUUGACGGCACGGACGCCGUCAUGCUGUCAGGCGAGACGGCCAACGGGUCAUUCCCGGUGAAAGCUGUGGAGACGAUGGCGGCCAUCGUGAGCAACGCGGAGACCGCCAACAGCUACUACAGCAAUGCCACGUUCAUCCACGACCACACGCCCAAGCCGGCGGGCCGCCUGGAGGCAAUUGGCGUGGACGCCUCUGCAGCCGUCACCGACUGCGAUGGGUUGCGCCACUGA